Molecule: messenger RNA, 1216 nt
Organism: Durio zibethinus
Lineage: Eukaryota; Viridiplantae; Streptophyta; Magnoliopsida; Malvales; Malvaceae
Source: RefSeq, a predicted model, not a curated record
UUCCCUCUAUUAAAGUCAGAAGAUAUUUACCCUUUUCUUCCUCGGAACUCUUAAACCCUAGCCGUUUGUUGAUUUCUGUCUCUAUCACAAAUUUCAUUGCUUUUUCUCUUCUUAAAGUACAGUCAAGCAUUAUAAUGGCAUUUUCUAGCAAACUUGGAAGCCUUUUGAGGCAAAAUGGGCAAAUCCCGAUGACAUCCUUUCUUAACUCUAUUCGCUGCAUGUCAACAUCAGGCAAAAAGCUUUUUAUUGGAGGUCUUUCAUAUGGAACUGAUGAUCAGUCUCUCAAGGAAGCAUUUUCUGGAUUUGGCGAUGUCACUGAAGCUAAGAUCAUCACCGAUAGAGACACUGGGAGAUCUAGGGGCUUCGGUUUUGUUAACUUUGCUGAUGAUGAAUCUGCCAGCAAUGCCUUGUCAGCCAUGGAUGGUCAGGAACUCAAUGGGAGAAAUAUUCGGGUAAGUUAUGCCACUGAAAGACCGAGUGGCCCUAGAUCUUUUGGUGGCAAUGGUGGUUUCCGUGGUGAUGGAGGCUUUGGAGGUGGAUUUAGAGGGGACUCUGGUUACUAGGCUCUUGCAUCAGAUUCUAUCCCUGGGCGUAAUUCUAUAGCUAGUUUAGAUUUGAUUGUCUUUAUUUAUUUUAAAGGUUUGCUGAACUUAAGCAACUACUUUAUGCUAUUGGGUCAAAUUUUACCCGCAGUUGCAUGUUAUUACUAAAUAUGUAUUGGCAAGGUAAACUUUUGACUUUGCUUUGUGCGAAUCCAAUGUGCAUGUCAUUGCAUUACAUGUAUUGUGGUUGAAGUAUCUUAACUCUUGCUUGUUGCAGGGGAAUUUUGUGGUGUCUGCUUGCAUUAAGGUUAAUCCGACCUUAAUUACAGGUAGGCUCACAGGCCACAGCCUAGUUUAAGGGUGCAAAAUAUGAUGAUUUAUAAUCAUCCAUUUGCAUCAAUGGAGAGCUCUGUAUCUCUCAUUUGAGUUUUAUACUCCGUUGGUUUUGACACUUGAGUUGGGGGGGGGGGGGGACGGAUAACCCAAUUGAAUGUGGGGUUCUUUUCCUUGGAUUAAUUGUUUAUGAUUGAAGGGGGGAAGAAAUAAAAGAGAAAGCUCGACUUUUUGUGAGAUGUGAAGUUCUUGUUCUACUAGAUAUUGCACUUUCUCUUUUGAGUUUGUAUGUGUAAUUCCAAUUUGCAAUGAUAAAUUACACUUCCCUUUCUUUUUCCCUU